AUGGAUAAUCAGGAGGAAGAGCGUGAUUCCAGCAGCACAGAGCACCCAACAGUCGCAAACGCCGAAGGAAGCACCUUUAACAAAACUAUCUUUGACAUGCUCCAAAAGAUGUCGGUGGAUUUGGGAGAGUUAAAGGCCAUAAAAGAAAUGACCGCAUCUGUGGAAGGAAAACUCACCUCACUUGUGACUCGCAUGACUGAAGUCGAGGAGCGGGUGAGUGGAAUUGAGGACACGCUCGCAAAACAGAAGGAAAACCCCCCGGUAACGAGAGCUGAGUGGCGUGAGCUGCGUGACCAAAUGACAAUGAUGGAGGACAGAUCUAGACGAAAUAAUUUAAGAUUCGUCGGGUUCAGUGAAGGAACCGAGAAGAACGACGUAGCCGGGCUCCUGACCCGGUUUAUUUCAACAACCCUCGGGAUUACAUCUGCCGCACCGCAAGGACUCGAAAUCGAGCGCGCUCACCGGACUCCAACACGGAGAUCAGCAUCCAGCGAGAGACCGAUGCUAUGCUAUGAAUCAAACUUUGCUGUAAUGGGCCAACAUACUGUUUAG
This is a messenger RNA of Knipowitschia caucasica, 552 nucleotides long. The record is from the annotation of a GenBank genome assembly. NCBI's taxonomy places the organism in Eukaryota, Metazoa, Chordata, Actinopteri, Gobiiformes, Gobiidae.